This is a messenger RNA of Zea mays, 2308 nucleotides long. Its product is annotated as beta-glycosidase-like. The record is from RefSeq and is marked validated. Gene Ontology annotation, molecular function: beta-glucosidase activity. Lineage: Eukaryota; Viridiplantae; Streptophyta; Magnoliopsida; Poales; Poaceae. Gene Ontology annotation, biological process: carbohydrate metabolic process.
AUGCUUCCCGCCACUCCUAUCCAUCCAUCUCUUCCCCACGCACACAACAAAAGAUCUCAGAGCCACACAGCGAGCGCGAGCGAGAGGCGCGCUGUUGCGGAAAUGCCGCUCCCGGCGUUCCUGGCGGCGGCGGCGAGGCUCGCCGUCCUGCUGGCCGCCGCCGUGACUGCGGCCAACGCGGUCUCCUUCGCGCGCUACCGGCGCCGCCACCUCCGCCGCAUCCCCAACCCCAUCGACGAGUCCGCCGACCCCGUCGCCGACUUCCGCGCCCUCCGCCCCGCCUCGGCCGAGGACGCCGCAGAAGAUGACAGCUUCUUCUUUGGGCUAGCGACCGCGCCGGCACAUGUGGAGGACAGGUUGGAAGACGCUUGGCUUCAGUUUGCGGUGGAGCACUCCUGCGACGACAAGGAGGCCAUGCGCGACCCUACGACAGCAGAUGCGGUGAUGGCGUCCGCUGCAGGGGACGGAGGUGCUCAGUUGGCUUCUCGUAGGUCGUCCAGAGGGGAUGAUGAUAGGGAUGGUGAUGGAGAGUUGAGGAAGCCUCUUAAGAUCGCCAUGGAGGCGAUGCUCAGGGGGUUUGAAAUGUUUGCUGAGGGUGGUGAGUCAGGUUCUGCUGCUGCUGCUGGUGACAGUUGCAGCCACAACGUUGCGGCUUGGCACAAUGUCCCUUGCCCGCAAGAAAGGCUUAAGUUUUGGUCUGAUCCUGAUACUGAGUUGAAACUUGCUAAGGAAACUGGGAUCAGUGUUUUCCGCAUGGGGAUUGAUUGGACGAGGGUAAUGCCGAAGGAACCAAUCGAAGACCUCGAGAGCUCAGUCAAUUUUGCGGCGCUCGAGCGGUAUAGAUGGAUCGUCCAAAGGGUUCGUGACUAUGGAAUGAAAGUGAUGCUUACGCUGUUUCACCACUCGCUUCCACCUUGGGCCGGAGAAUAUGGCGGGUGGAGGAUGGAAAAAACGGUCAAGUACUUUCUGGACUUUGUGAGGCUUGUUGUUGAUCGUGUAUCAGAUUUGGUGGACUACUGGGUGGUUUUCAAUGAACCUCAUGUGUUUGUGAUGCUGACCUAUUGUGCCGGUGCUUGGCCUGGUGGUGACCCUAAUGCAAUCGAGGUAGCGACGUCUGCUUUGCCGACUGGUGUAUACAACCAAGCAUUGCAUUGGAUGGCUAUUGCACAUGCGGAAGCCUACGAUUACAUACAUUCAAAAGGCGAAAGUAAAAGGAAGCCGGUCGUUGGUGUCGCUCAUCAUGUAUCAUUUACACGACCCUAUGGUCUGUUUGAUGUUGCCGCUGUCACACUGGCUAAUUCAUUGACCCUUUUCCCUUACAUCGAUAGCAUAUGUGACAAAUUGGAUUUUAUUGGCAUCAACUACUACGGGCAGGAGGUGAUAUCAGGCCCUGGCCUAAAGCUCGUGGACAAUGAUGAGUACAGCGAAUCUGGUCGGGGUGUUUAUCCUGACGGGCUGUUUCGUAUUCUGAUUCGGUUUAACGAACGAUACAAGAGCUUGAAUAUACCUUUCGUAGUUACUGAAAAUGGAGUUUCUGAUGAGACUGAUCUGAUCCGGAAACCAUAUAUUCUGGAGCACCUGUUAGCCAUUUAUGCUGCAAUCCUUAUGGGUGUGCCUGUGCUUGGUUAUCUAUUCUGGACAACGUCAGAUAAUUGGGAAUGGGCAGAUGGCUAUGGUCCUAAGUUUGGGCUUGUGGCUGUUGAUCGUGCUAACAACCUAGCACGGAAACCUAGGCCAUCAUACUAUUUGUUCUCUAAGAUUGUUACAACUGGGAAAAUCACAAGACAUGACAGGUUGGCUGCUUGGAGGGAGCUGCAACAGGCAGCGUUUCAGAAGAAAACACGCCCGUUUUUUAGGGCAGUAGAUAAACAUGGCCGGAUGUAUGCAGGGGGUCUGGAUCGGCCUAUCCAGAGAUCAUUCAUAUUGCGGGAUUGGCGAUUUGGUCAUUAUGAAAUGGAAGGCUUGCAGGAUCCUUUCAGCCGAUUUAUAACAUCCAUUAUUUCAACAAUUUUGUGGAAGAAGAAGAUCAGUUACAUUGAGGAUGAGGAUAUUUCUUAUUCUCUUUCUUGUUGAUGCUUCUUACUCUAGGUGUUAUGUCUAAGAGAAUUUGAGGUCCCAUUUUUUUUUACUUUCACUGUAUAUGGCCUGUAUAAAAUUGUUUGCCCUUAUUUUUAUAUGUAAGUAGCAUGAUUCGUCCUCUAGACAAAGUAAAUAUAAAGUUCUAGAAAGUAAAAGUUUCUCUUUAUGGAUAAAUUGCAGUGUGCACUAUUUAUCAUGGUAGUAAGUAACUUAUACAUUGUAGAGAAUA